Messenger RNA from Musa acuminata AAA Group (dessert banana), 696 nucleotides. Its product is annotated as ethylene-responsive transcription factor ERF020-like. The record is from RefSeq and is a predicted model, not a curated record. Gene Ontology annotation, molecular function: DNA-binding transcription factor activity; DNA binding. Gene Ontology annotation, biological process: regulation of DNA-templated transcription. Bases 11 to 499 code for a protein of 162 amino acids. NCBI's taxonomy places the organism in Eukaryota, Viridiplantae, Streptophyta, Magnoliopsida, Zingiberales, Musaceae. The transcript has a single exon.
GGUCGGCGAGAUGAGCAGAGCCGGAGCGGAGCCGAGCGAGGAGAGAAGGUACAAGGGGGUGCGCCGCCGGCGAUGGGGCAAAUGGGUGUCGGAGAUUCGCGUGCCGGGGUCCAGGGAGCGUCUGUGGCUGGGUUCCUUCUCCACCCCGGAGGCUGCCGCCGUCGCCCACGACACCGCCGUGUUCUUCCUCCGCGGCCCCGACGGUUCCCGCGGCGGCUUCAACUUUCCCGACCGCGUCGCCACCUUCGCCUGGGCCAACUUGUCGCCGCCGUCGGUGCAGAGGGUGGCGUCCGAGUCCGGCAUGGACGUUGAUGCUCGGUUAGCCGUUCACGCACCGGAGGCACAACCGAGGCCGGAGGUUGUGCUCGUAGACAACACAAGAACUUGGGAAGAAGGAGGAGAACAUGGCUUGUACAGGGGAGAGGAAGAGCUCGUUGGAGACUUCUGCUUUGAUGCCUUGGAGAUGCAUAUCCCAGCUCAGAAUGACUUUAAAUAUUGAGGGACUGAGAUGCUUCUACUCUCAGGAUUCGAGGAGGAAAUAAUCUCACAUAAGAAACAGGGUUUACAUGUUCCGAGUGUUAGUGAGAGGGAAACGUGCCUGACUGGAACAUAGAAAAGCUUUUCAUUAGUGUUGAUGCAAAAAGGCAUUAUAUUGGCGACCAUGUUGAAUGAAGGAUACAUGCUGUGUCUUUUUGG